Molecule: messenger RNA, 7323 nt
Organism: Orcinus orca (killer whale)
Lineage: Eukaryota; Metazoa; Chordata; Mammalia; Artiodactyla; Delphinidae
Gene: ONECUT1
Product: one cut homeobox 1
Exons: 2
Coding region: 491-1888 (465 amino acids)
Biological process (GO): regulation of transcription by RNA polymerase II
Cellular component (GO): nucleus
Molecular function (GO): DNA-binding transcription factor activity, RNA polymerase II-specific; RNA polymerase II cis-regulatory region sequence-specific DNA binding
Source: RefSeq, a predicted model, not a curated record
CGCGCCUGCGCGCUGCGCCCGGCGGGCGUGAGGGCGGGCCGCGGCGGCGGCGGCGAAACAGCGGCCACAGAGUCUGCAACAGUAACCGAGCCAUGGCUGGAGCUGGCCAGCGGCGCGGGCAGGCAGCAGCCGCGGAAGGCGCAAGGGGUGCGUCAGGGGAGCCGGGGGCCUCACAAUUCUAGGAAGGAGAGGGACGUGAGGGGGCCGGGGGCGGGCGGGCUGGGGGCACCGCGCUCGCCCAACGGCGCGGAUCCUUUCUGGAAAUUAAUAUUUAAAAAAAAAAAAAAAGCCGAGGACGCAGAGGGGAAGGUGGGGGCAAGAGGGAAGGCGAGACACACUGAGAAGGAGACAGAGCCCCACAGUGAGAGGAAGGAAGGAAGGAAGGCAGCAGUCGCCAGCAGCCGAUGUGAAGACCGGACUGUGUGCGCCCUUCGCCGCCUCUGCCCGGCCUCAUCGAUGUUGUGUCCGCCGUCCGCUCGCCCAGAUCACGAUGAACGCGCAGCUGACCAUGGAGGCGAUCGGGGAGCUGCACGGCGUGAGCCAUGAGCCGGUGCCUGCCCCUGCUGACUUGCUGGGCGGUAGCCCCCACGCGCGAAGCUCCGUGGCGCACCGCGGCAGCCACCUGCCCCCCGCGCACCCGCGCUCGAUGGGCAUGGCGUCCUUGCUGGACGGCGGCAGCGGCAGCGGCGAUUACCACCACCACCACCGGGCCCCCGAGCACAGCCUGGCCGGCCCCCUGCACCCCACCAUGACCAUGGCCUGCGAGACUCCCCCAGGUAUGAGCAUGCCCACCACCUACACCACCUUAACCCCUCUGCAGCCGCUGCCGCCCAUCUCCACCGUCUCGGACAAGUUCCCCCACCAUCACCACCACCACCACCACCACCACCACCCGCACCACCACCAGCGCCUGGCAGGCAAUGUGAGCGGUAGCUUCACGCUCAUGCGGGACGAGCGCGGGCUGGCCUCCAUGAAUAACCUCUAUACCCCCUAUCACAAGGACGUGGCCGGCAUGGGCCAGAGCCUCUCUCCCCUCUCCGGCUCCGGUCUGGGCGGCAUCCACAACUCCCAGCAAGGUCUCCCCCACUAUGCCCACCCGGGCGCCGCCAUGCCCACCGACAAGAUGCUCACCCCCAAUGGCUUCGAAGCCCACCACCCGGCCAUGCUCGGCCGUCACGGGGAGCAGCACCUCACGCCCACCUCGGCCGGCAUGGUUCCCAUCAACGGCCUUCCUCCACACCACCCACACGCCCACCUGAACGCCCAGGGCCACGGGCAACUCCUGGGCACGGCCCGGGAGCCCAACCCUUCGGUAACCGGUGCGCAGGUCAGCAAUGGAAGUAAUUCAGGGCAGAUGGAAGAGAUCAAUACCAAAGAGGUGGCGCAGCGUAUCACCACCGAGCUUAAGCGCUACAGCAUACCACAGGCCAUCUUCGCGCAGAGGGUGCUCUGUCGCUCCCAAGGGACCCUCUCGGACCUGCUGCGCAACCCCAAACCCUGGAGCAAACUCAAAUCCGGCCGGGAGACCUUCCGGAGGAUGUGGAAGUGGCUGCAGGAGCCGGAGUUCCAGCGCAUGUCUGCGCUCCGCUUAGCAGCAUGCAAAAGGAAAGAGCAAGAACACGGGAAAGAUAGAGGCAACACACCCAAAAAGCCCAGGUUGGUCUUCACAGAUGUCCAGCGUCGAACUCUACACGCAAUAUUCAAGGAAAAUAAGCGUCCAUCCAAAGAAUUGCAAAUCACCAUUUCCCAGCAGCUGGGGUUGGAGCUGAGCACCGUCAGCAACUUCUUCAUGAACGCAAGGAGGAGGAGUCUGGACAAGUGGCAGGACGAGGGCAGCUCCAAUUCGGGCAACUCAUCUUCUUCAUCAAGCACUUGUACCAAAGCAUGAAGGAAUAACCACAAACUGAAACCUCGGUGGAAAAGCUUUAAAUGAAAAAAAAAAAUUUUUUAAAGACCAGGACCUCAAGAUAGCAGGUUUAUACUUAGAAAUAUUUGAAGAAAAAAAAAAGUGUUAUUUAUAGUCCAAAGAAACCAAAGACUUAGCUCACCUGCAUUCGGACAUUGUUUGGAGACACACACUUCAGCCAGGUGAUGACUUGGCAAGAAAAAUUACUAGCGGGAAGACACCACUGGAUCUUACAGCUUUAGUCCAUGAUCAUCCUCGCUGUGCUUGGCUGUUUCGUGGUGUGGAGCAUAGUGAUUUUGAGCCAUUGAGUGGACAUCUUUAAGAUCAGACUUUCUCAUCCACUCCACUGCGCCACGACGGUGUAUGGUGUCUCAGUACUGUGUGUGGGUAUGUGCAUGAAUAUACACACAUACACACACACACCACCACCACCUCCACCACCACCACCAUCACCACCACCACCUCCACCACCACCAGUGGUUAGGGACUUAGGCAGGGCUGGUCUUCAGGAAGGGUUGUGCUAUAGGAGUGCAACCAACAUAGUGUGGGGUUGUCUGAGUUCAUUGGCUUAGGAGUGUGAUUUUGCUCGUCUAGCCUAGCGUUUGAACCUGCAGGCCCGCGACCUAAAUGCAGAUUCAAACUCAGCAAAGAAAUUUGAAUGACACCUAAACCAGUGCAUUCUCUUUGUUUGUUAAGGACUGUUCAGAUAUUUUUUAAGAAAUGAAACAAGAGUCCAUCCAUUAAAAAACAAAAUCACCUAGGUACGAAAGAACACAAUAUUAUAGUGCAGGUAUUUUAUUGCAAUGAUUUUAAUAACCAAAGCUAUUUUUACACAAGAUACUAUGUAAAGUUAUACGUAUGAACUGAUCUAGCUGUAAUACACAUACCACGUAGAAUCAUGACUAUUAUUUAUGACUCCUGAAGCAUUUGAAAUAUUACUUUGCAAAACUGGCAAGAAAGAAUGUAGCUUCAGGGAAGCAAUAUCAUAACAGAGAGGUCAAUGCAGUAUACAUAUACAUCCAGAUGGCUCCCUCCCUUUUCGGGAUCCAUAAAUGUCACUUAAGUAAACACAUAGACAUGAUUCCAUGGUCUGUUCAUAGCUGAGAAAACCUAGGGAUUCUUCUGAAGUAGGACUGAUUUGUAAACUCAGAAAACUAAGUUUAACAGGAGAGUUAACUAAAUUAGAAAAUUCGUUCAAAGUAAUGCUCUUUAGUAAAAGGCCACUGAAUAAAGGACCCCAUACUUAGGUUAAUUCGACUUAAGUUUGCUUUAUGCAUUUGACACCAAAUACCUAUUUGAAAUACUUUACAAACACACAAAGUAAGCAGACCGACAUUAUUAUUAAAAUGAACUAUGCAGUUCAUUAUAUCCUGAAAAUAUAAUCAACUGAUUUUAUUGCCAACCCCAGACAUUUUGUGACUUGGACACCAAUAAAAAUAGCAAGUGCAACAGAGAAAUGGUGGAACUGCAUAGAAAAAGCAAGAGCUCUAGUGGAAGACAAGACCUUGGGUUCCAUAGGUAUUAAGCUAUUUAUUUCACUAAGCAUAGCCUCUAAAGAAUACUACAUUCUUUCUUGCUACUACAUUAAGCUGGAAAUUUUAUAACAUAGAUUCCACUCUCUAACAGGGACAGAUUAAAAACUAGACCUGAACUUACAAAUAGAAAAUUUUAAAUUUCUAUUUUUCCAAAUCACUUAACCAGGGCUAUAGAAAUCAAGGCAAAAAUAAUAAUAAUAAUAAUAGUAGUACAGUUGUUCUGGUAGUACCCAAGUGAAAUGCUUGAUUCCCAGGAAAAUUCUCUCUGGAUUCAGUUGAACUGUAACUCACGUAAGUAGAUGCCUUUUGUACUAAUAGGUAAAGAAUUGGGUACUCUUAAUCACCACACCUAACUAGAAGUAUAAAAUUAAAUAUUAUCUCAACAGUAAGCUGUUUAUUGAGAUUUGUUAAAAUGCUAAAGAAAAAAAUUAAACUAUUUUGACACAAAACCUAACUCCUUAGGAUCAAAUCUCAGCAUCUUGUCCAGGUCUAGAAGCAGCAGGCACCUGGAGAGAUGAGGCUAAACCCACAGGCCAUCUGUGUCUCCUUCAUGUCUGCUGUGGGAUGAGAAAAGGAAACCAAGACAUACUUCUCCUUUGAUGAAAUAGUGCAUUUGCCUUGACACAUUUUGUCUUAGUAUUAUUUUUAAUCUCGCCCCAAAUUCCAUCUUUAAAUUUUCCCUUCUAAAUAUGGCACAAUUAUAGUUCAGCUAUUAAAAGAGAUCAUUUAAAUGGCCACCCUUCGAGAUUUGCUAAAAAUGUAAUCUUGUCAAUGACAUAAAUGAAAAAGAAAAAAACUGAUGAACUUUUUCUCUCUCUCCAGGAAAGGAAGGGGCCAGGGUACAGCUGUAUAAUGUAUUUAUCUUGUAGGAGGGAGGAAAGCCUUAUUUAUUUAAAACAUGAGCAUUUUAAAUGCAGGGAAAUUCAAGUUGUGUCUACACACAAUCUUACCAAAUUCAAUACCCCAGGAAAAACAAAAGUUGAAUUCAGACAACCAUGUCUUUUGCUUUGUUUUUCCUAUAUAACCCCCUCAGAUUAAUCUGUGAUUUACAUUUUCAACCAAUUAUUUUGGUACUGUGUAGACACAGUCUCAAAGAAUAUUGCUACAUUUUUAAUAUUCCCACCAUAAUGUGUUUUUUUUUUUUUGGCUCCGCCUCCCAGAAUUCAGGAUCUUAGUUCCCCAACCAGGGAUCAAACCCGUGCCCCCCGCAGUGGAAGCAUGGAGUCCCAACCACUGGACCACCAGGGAAGUCCCCAUAAUGUUUUUCUUUCUUUUUGAAAAAUAACCAGUGAUCCUACUUGCUAACACCAAAGAUAAUUUUCAUACCAGCAUUGAAUUUGCACCCAUUAUGCAACUUCAGGGCCUAGAGAUCUAUUUUCUCAUAAACAGAUGCACAAAUCAGAGCCUGAAAAGCAGUUUUUUUUACUUGACUGUUUAAGCAUACAACCUUUGCUUUUUAGAAAUCCUAGUGGACAAACUCAGCUUCUCACAAGCAAUACAUGUAUUACAUCAUGUAUGAGUGACUCUUUAUUGCUUCUGACUUGGCACAUAGAAAAUGCUUCUAUUCUUGUUUAGUCUAGCGUUAAUUUAUGACUCAGGUUUCUUCACCUACCACACUCUACAGAGCAGAUCCCGUGCCAUUUGUUCAUGCAUCGUUUCUCAAUCCUUUAGCAAAAUUCACCUCAAAAGAUAUCUCACUCUUUUCUUUGUAUGCCUGUUUAUUCCAAAACUGCACUCCAAAUAACACAUUUUGGGUUUUUUUGGUAGAAUGGAAGUUAGACUGGUUUGGGCCAUAAAUCAUUCAGGUCCUCUCAUGACUGGAAGCUUCCCUGAAAGGGGGCCAAGAGAAAGAGUGGGAGGUGUGAUGUCUGGACAUUCCAAAAGCCCAGACAUCAGUAAAUGUUCAGGUAAAAGGAUUCUGCAUGUCAGACACUGAGUAUUCCAGUUCCUGGGUGCAGCUGGAACAGACCCCCAAACCCAAAGAAAAUGUGUGGGGAAAUUUAGAAGUUCUAACUGAACAUGUCACUCACUCUGCCCCUCAAAAGCAUAAUUUUCCAGGAAAAAAAGUAAAAUCUUUGUGCUGUUUUUGGAUUCAUGCCACUCCCAUUGCUACCCCAGGUGAACAACCGGUCUUUGCAGGUUAAAUGCAAACUUUGCUAUACCAAAGAGUCCUAGGACAUUUUCACAUGAGCUAUAAAGGCAUUUUCCCUAAGAAAGGUUCUCCCUUCUUUGUACAUAAAGGAUGAAAACUAUGCAUUUAGCAAACAAAGAGAAAGCACUUCUCCCUUUCCUAUCUAGUUGUUUAGGGUGCGUUCAAACACCAGAGGCCGUUUUGAGAUGCGACUGGCCUUCUGGAUUAUUCUUGUGGUGUGGUUAGCUUUACAGUACAUUUGGUAACUAUUUCCUGAAUAGUAAGGACAAAGAAGCAGAAGGUAAGAAAUAGCUACUUCCAUGUGUAUUAAAAAAAAAAAAAAAAGUGUAAAGAUCUACUAUUUAUAGUGUGAACCAAAGACGCUACCUCACUCGAUUUCCAUUGGUGAUUUUAAUCACAUUGAUGAUACCAAAGAAUACCAAAGAUAUUUUCAUGCACGGCCUUGGUCUGCAGAGGGAACUCCGCCCCUUCUCCUCCCCCCGCCUCUUCUCCCCGCCUCACUCUUCACUCAGUGUGUAAUCUUGUCUUCAUUCUUAAUAAUAAUAAUACGAUAAUGAUAACAACAACGUUAGGAGAUACUACUCUUAUUACUGGUAGCUCUACUUGUAAAUCUCUAGGCAAACAUGUUGCAACCUUUGUAAACUCCUAGGACGAGUGCCUUGCUUGAACCAAAGUGUUAAACCGCUGUUGACCUCUCUCACCUUAUACUCUUUGAAUACCUCAGCCUCUUAGAAAGGCCACUAAUGAAAAAAAAAAAAAAAAGGAAUAAUUAUUCACCGUGGUGCUUUUUCCGUGCAACCAUGCAAUGAAACUUUCUUUGAUACCAAAGGAUGACUUUUUUUUCCCCCAAUUUCUUGCUGAUAGACCAAAGCUCCUCCUCCUUGCUCCCUCUCAGAGUUCCCCCCACUUCACCGAGUCCCUUCGCCAGGCAGGCCGUGCAUCACUUUUACCAAUUCCUCCAAAUACCUCAUAGUAAGAAAGUUUUAGGGUUAUGUUGUAUAGAGAGUCUAUGUGAUAAGGCAGAACUCACUAGUUUGAUAACUGUUAAGGUUACUUUUAAAAAAACUUUAUAAUUCUUAUUUAUUUUGUAGUUUGUAUGUUGGGGAUGUCCCCCGCCCCCCACUUCGGUUUGGGGUUUAUUUUCUCAGAAGAACUGCUCUGUUGCUCAAGGAAGACUUAAUUUCUGGAAAUGUUCCCCAGGUGGGUUAAGGGUUGUGUAAAAAUGCAAGAAUGGAAUAAGAAAUGAUUUUCAUUUUGAUGGUUACUUAUGAAGUUUUGUGUUUCGUAGUAAAUUUGUUUCCACAGGGUAAAAAAAGUAUGUAUAAUCUCUUUUUUGUGAAACUGGUUCCUAUUUUUCUCUAUAAUGUGCUGUGAUUUUUUUUAAUUUAAAUUACACUUUAUAUGAGCUUAUUUAAUCACUGCAUUAAUUUAUGACUGUGUUGUUUUUAAAAUGUAUAUAGUAGAAUGGAAAUGGCCAAAGCUUUACGUUACAAUCUUUUUGUUCUCGAUGCUAAGAUAAGCUGAAGGCAAGAGCUUCUCUUAACUGCAGGGUGUAUCUUUAGCUCUUCUUAGCAGGCACUUCAAUGUGUGUUGUGAACACUGCCAGGCCCCCCCCUCAAAAAAUUUGUACAUGCCAAAAUGGGUGUUUUGAGGUAGUCUUUUUUUUUUUGUCACUUAGAAGAAAGGCAUUAUUCUUGUUCUUCCUUUAAUUUAUUAAGUUUUUUUUUUUU